This is a messenger RNA of Cordyceps fumosorosea ARSEF 2679, 714 nucleotides long. RefSeq lists its product as hypothetical. The record is from RefSeq and is a predicted model, not a curated record. The transcript is spliced from 2 exons. Bases 1 to 714 code for a protein of 237 amino acids. NCBI's taxonomy places the organism in Eukaryota, Fungi, Ascomycota, Sordariomycetes, Hypocreales, Cordycipitaceae.
AUGGGGGACUCACUUAUGGUGCCGAAUAAGGCUGCGCCCUCCUACGCGCAACAUCGUUUUCAUCACGCGCCGGAUGCCUUUGGGCAAGAAGCUGGUAAAGAAGAAACGUUGUCCGACUACACUUUUUUCGAAACCGACACGGUCGACUCAUCUUCCCUCCUGCGCGACCUCUGUGUUCCCGCCAAGCCCAGUCGUUCACUCAACUUGCACGGGGAGUGCGUCACUCAACCUUUCUCCUCCAGCCAUGAGCACAAGCACAGCACGGGCCCGUCGUCAUCUCACGGAUACGCAAGAUGCCUCGAGCCAUUUAAACGCAGCGUCGUCCACAGCGUCGAAUGCAAAAGACAACAGCCCACCACCCUCUUCUUUCUCCGCACAAAACUUUGCAACCCUGCGCAGCUACCAUCAUCACCAGCACAGCUCCCAAACCACAUCAUCCGGGUACGCGCCGUCGUCGUCGCCAUGCCUCGAAACAAACGCCAGAGCGCCACGGCGCAAGGCAAGCGCAAGAUCGCCACGCCGAGGAGCCUGCUCGCGACGCUGCCGGACCCAAAGCCGGAGGCGCCUGCGAAGAAGUGGGAGCUGGACCCGAUGGACCUCGCCCAUAUCGGUGCCUGGACCGAUCAUCUUCAACCGCCGGGGGAAGAGACAAAAUAUCCCCCGUGCGAGCUUGUGAUAGACGAGCCGGAGAAGCCGGCUGAGGGCGCCAAGUAG